Molecule: messenger RNA, 2112 nt
Organism: Cynoglossus semilaevis (tongue sole)
Lineage: Eukaryota; Metazoa; Chordata; Actinopteri; Pleuronectiformes; Cynoglossidae
Gene: dpysl5a
Product: dihydropyrimidinase like 5a
Exons: 13
Coding region: 366-2075 (569 amino acids)
Cellular component (GO): cytoplasm; cytosol
Molecular function (GO): hydrolase activity, acting on carbon-nitrogen (but not peptide) bonds, in cyclic amides
Source: RefSeq, a predicted model, not a curated record
GAGUUUAUUAUAUUCCUGAUUAUAAGUAUUCACACGUACUUUGUCACGUACUUUGAGACUGUAUACCAUUAUUCAUUAUUCUGGCUGCAUAUUGAUGAUUGAGCAUCUUUGUGCUCCCCCAGUGUCACUAAAUAAUAGCCCUUUAGACUCUGGUGUGCCUCUUAUUGUGAUCUACAACUGGCCCCACUCCUCUCUGUGUACGACCACAUCAGCGUCCAGCGGGACGUCAGGUCACAGGCGGGGACUGACACCACUGACUCAGGCUCCGUGGCUGGUGUCAGUCACAUUCUGACAGUCUGGUCUCAGAGCAGCAGCUAACGGCUAACACUUCUCUAUCUCCUUAGGUCUCACUGCACCGUGUCACAAUGAGAGCCGUAGCCAUGUCUUCCAACUCAGCGAUGGUGCGGAUCCUGAUAAAAGGUGGGAAGGUGGUGAACGACGACUGCACCCAGGAAGCAGACGUCUACAUCGAGAACGGCAUCAUCCAGCAGGUGGGGAAGGAGCUGAUGAUCCCUGGUGGAGCCAAAGUGAUCGACGCUUCAGGGAAACUCGUCCUUCCUGGAGGGAUCGACACCAGUGUCCACCUGGAGGAGACCUUCAUGAACGCCACCACCGCUGAUGACUACUACAGUGGAACCAAGGCGGCUCUCGCUGGCGGAACAACAAUGGUGAUUGGACACGUUCUGCCAGAGAAGAACGAGUCUCUGCUUGAAGCCUACGAGAAGUGCCGUAGCUCAGCAGACGCCAAAACCUGCUGCGACUACGCCCUGCAUGUGGGAGUGACUUGGUGGGGACCCAGGGUGCAGGCAGAGAUGGAGAAGCUGGUGAGAGAGGAAGGAGUCAACUCCUUCCAGAUGUUCAUGGCCUAUAAAGACACGUUCAUGCUGAGGGACAGUGAGCUGUUCCAGGUCCUGCACCACUGCAAGGACAUCGGAGCUAUCGCCAGAGUCCAUGCUGAGAAUGGAGAGCUGGUGGCAGAGGCUGCAAAAGAAGCUCUGGAGCUGGGGAUCAGUGGUCCAGAGGGGAUUGAUAUCAGCAGGCCUGAAGAGCUGGAGGCAGAGGCGACUCACAGGGCAAUUACCAUCGCCAACAGGGCUCACUGUCCCAUCUAUCUUGUGAAUGUUUCCAGCAUGACAGCAGGAGAUGUAGUGGCUACAGCCAAAAUGCAAGGUAAAGUGGUCCACGGAGAGACCACCACAGCCCACACAGUGCUGAAUGGUACACAGUACUAUCACCAGGACUGGGCCUUCGCCGCCGCUCAUGUCACCGUGCCUCCUCUUCGUGUGGACCCAGCCACGCCCAAUUUCCUGAUGAGCCUUCUGGGAAAUGACACUCUCAACGUUGUGAGCUCCGAUCACCGUCCCUUCACCGUCAAACAGAAAGCCAUGGGUAAGGAUGAUUUCACAAAGAUCCCUCACGGUCUGCCUGGCAUUCAGGACCGCAUGAGCGUCAUCUGGGAGAAAGGAGUGAUUGGAGGAAAGAUGGACGAGAAUUGCUUUGUUGCAGUCACAAGUUCAAACGCAGCCAAGAUCUACAACCUCUACCCCAGGAAAGGCAGAAUCAUCCCUGGGGCAGAUGCUGAUGUGGUGGUCUGGGACCCCGAGGGAUCCAAGACCAUCUCUGUGGACAAUCAGGUCCAGGGAGGAGAUAUCAACCUGUACGAAGGCCUCCGCGUCCACGGCGUACCUCUGGUCACCAUCAGCCGUGGGCGGCUGGUCUAUGAAAAUGGCAUAUUUACGUGUGCAGAAGGUUCUGGAAAGUUCUGUCCUCUGAGGACCUUCCCAGAUUAUCUUUACAAGAAGAUGGUUCAGAGGGAAAAGAGCCAGGCGGUGAAGGCUGUGGAGCGGGAGCCGUAUAACGGUGACGUUGUUCCAGUGGCCAAUUCAGGAAAGAGGGAUUUUGGGGCUUUAGAUGUGGACACCCCAACACGUCCCUGCACCAGACAUGGGGGGGUGAGGGACCUCCACGAGUCCAGCUUCAGCCUGUCUGGUGCCCAGUUCGAUGACAACAUUCCAAAGAGAUCGUCAGCCAGGAUCCUCGCUCCUCCUGGAGGGAGGUCCAGUGGGAUCUGGUAACAAAGUGGGAAAUGGUCACAUGAGAAAACAAAAAAAA